Molecule: messenger RNA, 2207 nt
Organism: Penaeus indicus
Lineage: Eukaryota; Metazoa; Arthropoda; Malacostraca; Decapoda; Penaeidae
Product: zinc transporter ZIP1-like
Exons: 3
Coding region: 207-1367 (386 amino acids)
Biological process (GO): zinc ion transmembrane transport
Cellular component (GO): plasma membrane
Molecular function (GO): zinc ion transmembrane transporter activity
Source: RefSeq, a predicted model, not a curated record
AGAGGUGGAACGACACUAAAGCAGUGUUAUAAUUUUUAGUCAAGUUUCCCCUGUGAUUUGGGAGACGUGGACAGUCAUUUUCUGUGCGUGAAGAGGGAAAUUUAGGGCACCAUUUUUUUCCAUUUUGCUUCGUCUGCUAGAACUUCCCAGUAGACGGACGACCCAUUCCUGACCCCUGAAGACCCCCCACCCCCCCUUGGACGACCAUGUUGAACGCCGAGGAGACGAAGGCCGUGGCGCUGGUUGUCAUGGCGAUCGUGACUCUGAUCAUGAGCUUCCUGCCUCUCUACAUCCGGAAGGUGCUGAGUCAUCGCAUGGCCCAGACUUUCGCGCAGGUGCUGCUGACGGGGUGCCUGUGCUUCGGCGCGGGCGUGCUGCUCUCCAUCGUGUUCCUGCACCUGCUGCCGGAGACGCGCGCCACGCUCGAGUACGCGAUGGAAGCCGACCUGUUCCCGCACAGCCACUACCCGGUGGCCGAGGUGGUCCUGGUGGGCGGCUUCUUCGUGGUGUACCUCAUGGAGGAGCUCAUCCACACGUGGAUCCACCGCGCCCACCACAACCAGCACCACCGCCAUGGCGACGCGGAGGCCCCGGCCGGCGACGCCAAGGCCCUCGGCGACGGCAGGAAGCGCGAGCGGCUGUCCUCCGAGUGCGCGGGCCCGGCGGCGGCUCGGGCGCAGGAGGCCGUGGGGGGGCACGGGUCGGUACGCGGCGUGGCGGUGCUCAUGGCCGUGGACGGGCGCAUGAACGAGGCGUUCGAGGGCGACGGGUGCGUGGGCGGCCAGGUGGAGGCGGCGGCGCGGCACAACGUGCACACCAUCCCUCACCACCACACGCCCGCCGUCGACAAGAACGUGUCGGUGAUGGGCGCCGUGGUGGUGGUGGUGGCGCUGUCCUUCCACAGCGUGAUGGAGGGCCUUGCGCUCGGCCUGGAGGAAGAGCCGGGGGACGUGUGGAUCCUGAUGGCGGCGCUCACGUCCCAUAAGAUCUUCAUUGCCUUCAGCAUGUCCAUGGAGCUGCUGGAGGUGGGCGUGUCCCUGAAGCCCUUCAUUGCCUCCAUGCUCGUCUUCUCGCUGGCCUCCCCCGUCGGCGGCCUCGUCGGGGCCCUCGUCAUAGCCUACUCGGGCGAUCAGGAGACCGCAAGCAGCCUGCUCGUGCCCACGUUCCUGCAGGCUGUGUCGGGGGGCACCAUCCUGUACGUGGCCUUCUGCGAAGUGCUGGAGCGCGAGCGAGCCAAGCCGAAGGGCGGCAUGGUGCGGCUCCUCGCUCUGCUGCUGGGCUUCUGCCUCAUGGCCGGCCUGGAGGCGAUCGGGGGCCACGAGCACGGCCACAAGAGCGCGCACCCGACGGACACCGUCGCCCCGUAGUCGCGCCCCGAGGCCGGCCAGCGCUGGCGCGGGAGUUGCUGUGAUGACCCUCUUUGGGGAUCGGAAGGGCGUCGCGCCCGGAAAGACCUGCUUGUGAGUGGCUGUCGUUGUGAGGGAUUUCGGGAAAGCAGUGUGGCGGCCCGGGGGGAGCAGGAUCCCGCUUUAGAAGUUAGAAGAUGAGGUCGGCGAGAAAAAGCCACUUUCUCCUUUUUUUCCUUAGUGGCAGUCUGAUGACAGAAGGGAGUGGCAUGAGAAGCAUUCUGAAGCUUUUCAAAGAUCAUUUUUUGCUUCAUGUUAGAAGGAGAUGAACAAGUAAAUACACAAAAAGCAAAAAAGAGCAAAUGCAAAAUGUCUAUAACCUGGCUUUGCUACUUAUAUCAUUCCACGAUAUCUUAACUAAUAUGCGGCUUUUUAUACUGACAUGUUUAUUUUUAUUGCCAAGAAAAAAACAAAACAAAACUUUCUCUUGCACAUGAAGAUUCUGAGCAAAGGACAAAGUGAUUGUGGGAACUGAUUCAGUGUCACAUGGGAUUCAUCUUUCGUAUUUUCAAGAAUCAAAAGGACAAACAUGUUAGUAUUUCGUCACAAGGGUGUGAUAAUGAUGAUGAUUAUAAUGUAAAUCAUAAUAACAAUAAUAAUAAUAAUAUUGAUACUGCUAUUAAUAAUAAUAAUAAUAAUAAUAAUAAUAAUAAUAAUAAUGAAAAUGAUGAUAAUGAUAAAAAUAAUAAAGAUAAUAAUAAUAUUAACAAUAAUAAGGAUGAUGUCCAAGGUUUCCUCUCAUUUAAUAAAUCAUACUAAAUACGGUCUCUUAUUUAAUAAACUUUCCAGAUAUUAUCAUGA